Molecule: messenger RNA, 1441 nt
Organism: Hypanus sabinus (Atlantic stingray)
Lineage: Eukaryota; Metazoa; Chordata; Chondrichthyes; Myliobatiformes; Dasyatidae
Gene: phb1
Product: prohibitin
Exons: 6
Coding region: 123-944 (273 amino acids)
Biological process (GO): mitochondrion organization
Cellular component (GO): membrane; mitochondrion
Source: RefSeq, a predicted model, not a curated record
GAUUAGGGGUUGAGUCUGCGCAGUGGGAGCGUGGAGGUGACCGUGUGGCCUGGGUGAUAGCUGCAGCUUGGUGAACAUUCGUUUUUCCUUAAAUUAUUUUGGGCCGUUUUGUGAAGCCAGAAAUGGCCGCGAAAGUUCUGGAGACCAUUGGGAAGUUUGGAAUCGGGCUGGCUAUUGCCGGAGGGAUCGUGAACUCGGCACUUUACAACGUUGAUGCUGGACACAGAGCAGUGAUAUUUGAUCGAUUUCGUGGUGUUCAAGAAAUUGUUCAUGGUGAAGGCACACAUUUCCUUAUUCCAUGGGUACAAAGGCCAAUCAUUUUUGACUGUCGAUCACAACCAAGAAAUGUUCCAGUUGUCACAGGUAGCAAAGAUUUACAGAAUGUAAAUAUCACACUGCGUAUACUCUUCAGACCAGUGACUGACCAGUUGCCCAGGAUUUACACCACCAUUGGUGAGGAUUAUGAUGAAAGAGUCCUGCCAUCCAUCACAACAGAAAUCCUGAAGUCUGUUGUUGCUCGGUUUGAUGCUGGUGAGUUGAUCACGCAGAGAGAGCUGGUCUCCAGACAGGUUAGCGAGGAUUUGACAGAGAGAGCUGCAACUUUUGGACUCAUCCUGGAUGACGUGUCACUGACUCAUUUGACCUUUGGCAAAGAGUUUACAGAGGCGGUGGAGCUGAAGCAGGUUGCACAACAGGAAGCUGAGCGAGCCAGAUUUAUUGUAGAAAAAGCUGAACAACAGAAGAAAGCAGCUGUUAUUGCUGCAGAAGGGGACUCCAAAGCUGCAGAACUCAUCGCUAAUUCCCUGGCACAAGUUGGGGAUGGUUUGAUUGAACUGAGAAAACUGGAAGCUGCUGAAGAUAUCGCUUUCCAACUCUCAAGGUCCCGCAAUGUAACCUAUUUACCAUCCGGUCAAUCAACAUUACUCCAGCUGCCCCCACAUUAACAAAGAACUUUGUCACAGUACAUUGUGUGUCCAAAAUAGCUAAAUCUUAUGUAUGUCCUAUCCCUCAAUACCAUCUUUGAUACCAAAAGUUUCAUUAGUUGACCAUUAGAAAGAAUUACAAAAGGAAAAGCUAUCAAUAUUCAAUGUUUAAUUUUUUUAAGCAUUCUUUCAUAGUGCUGUGGUUUGACUUAUUCUUUCUCUGCUGCAGGAAUUGCCAAAAUUUAAAUACAAAUAACCAGAUCCAAAAUUAUGUUAUUAGCUUGCAAAAGUAAUGUUCCAGCAAGAUGAUAUGCAAUUUGUAAUUAAAGCAUGGUGUAAAAUUGAAAUGUGGAUUAAAAUCAAUGAAAGCAUUGUAUUGAUUAUUCCUUCAAUGCAAACUAUAGAAAAUUCUGUAUUCGUUCCACUUUGAAUACUUGGUGUAGAAAAUUAUAUUUAAUGACAGUAAUAAUGGAUGCACAAGUAACUUUUUAAUUCAAUAAAUGUACUGAAGUCAUUAA